Sordaria macrospora k-hell is the source of this 441-nucleotide messenger RNA. RefSeq lists its product as uncharacterized. The record is from RefSeq and is a predicted model, not a curated record. Lineage: Eukaryota; Fungi; Ascomycota; Sordariomycetes; Sordariales; Sordariaceae.
AUGGCUGACGAGGACAUUCACCUUUUCUCUCGUCUCCCCUACGAGCUGCGUUGCCUGGUAUGGGAGCAAUAUCUCUCAGACUAUCAGGACAAUUGCGGUGUUCUCUGGGAUCUCAAAUGGGGGGCUGAUGACUCUCCGGCCUCCAGAGCCGCUAUACGCCAGCGCUUCGGUGAAAAGCACGAGAGCAGCAGCGAGGGACAUAUCCCCCUUCGCCCCUUUAUAGAUCUUGGGUGUCAACAUCUGGAUCUCCUUAUAACAAGCAAGUUCCUCGAAGUCAACUGCAACCCACUGCUCAAGGUCAACACCGAGGCGCAAAAUGCCGCCAUGGCCAACGACCGCUUUGUCUCCGUGCCUGUUUGGAGCCGAGACAUCAACAUCAUCGUCCGUCCCGCGCUCGACCUCUUCCGCAUCGAGGGCGGCCUCAUCCAGUGUUCGGAAUAA